AUGAAUCGCAAAAACAAUGCAACACAAAAUGGGACAAUCGAUUGUAUUGGUUCUUCUGUGCCUGCCAUGUCAAGUCCCCGAAAUGAACUUAUAAAAAUGGUUAAACUGUUGGCAGAGAGCAAAAAAGUUAUAAAUGAUCUAAUUAAAGAAAGAGUUCAACUUACCAAUGAACUGAAAGAACUGAAAUUGAAUCUUGAUAGAACCAAAAAAUAUAUGACGACUAAGGAAAGAAAGUUGUUUGAAGAAAGAAAAAGCAGAGAGUCUCGACUUUUAGAAGAAUUAAAACUUAAAGAAACUAAACUUGCCCGGGAAAUAAAAUGGCGUGAACGUUUGAUGGCUGAACAAAUUAAAAAAACCAAAAAAGAGUCCAAAUGUACAGAAACAGAUGAACAUUUACUGAGAAAGUCCUUAACGAAAAAAACAGAAGGGUAUUUGUCGGAAAAUUUAGAAAAAUCUACUCAAUAUACAGAAAUUACUGGAGAUGUCCCAAGUUAUUUAGAUAACAAUUCAGCCUGUGAUGUCGAAAUUGGACCCAGUAUAAACGAGGUGUCGACAUCCUGCAAUUUGUCGGACUUGAAAUUGACUCGGCACGCUUCUAAUUUUAAUAUUGCCGUACAAGUAGAUUCUCAAACAUCAUUGCCCGUCGUAAGAAAUUGUAUAUCAGAUUAUUCAAACAUUUUACAUAAAUCACGAUGUGGUAAAGAUAAAGAAUUGAUAACCGCUGACAAUUCUUUAAACAACAAAACAAACGUGAAAAUAAAACACAGAAGAAGCUACUCGUCUAGACUUCAGAGACCAUUUAAAAAUCAAGAAAUAGCGAAGAAUUUAAACAAAUUGAUUUGUUCGAUGAAAAAAAUUAAAAGAAAAAAAAUGAAGAAAAAAACAGCUGAUGAAAGUAACAAAGCAGAUUUGAGAAUACAGUUACUUGAAACUCACAUGAAGGAGUUAGAAAUUUUAAAGCUCAAACAGCAUCAGCAAAAUGAAGAAUUCAAACAACAGCAUUAUCUUUUUCAUAAAUUAAUAAAAAAUGUGCACGACGAUGAGCUGCAGUGGAAGUGUUUAGAAGAAAAAGUGAACAAAUUAAAUGCAACCAAAUUAUCUUCGGAACAAAAUAUUCCAAUCAAUGAUAAGUUGAAUCAAAAAUCUGAUUUGAACGGUUUUCCAGAUAUGGACUUUGUUGACGUUCCUUUAAAUAGAAACAUCGACUUAAGCAAUUCCGAAGAUCAGAAAAAUUAUGCAAGUUGGGAAGAAAACCCCAGACCUCAUUUAAUAAACGACUAUGAAGAAUUUGACAGACUAAAAGAACUUCACAUUAAGGAGUUGAAAAAAAUCAGACUGAUGUCAAACGGAGCGUUCCAAUCACGAGAUUUGCGAGUGAGAUUUGAGAAUGAGGGCAGUGAUGAUAACAACAUAGUGAACAAUAUUACAGACGGAGACGUUAAUGUAAAUAAUUCACAUAACGCACCACUUGAUGAUGAUGAAGAUGAUGACGUUGAAUUAAAUUCCGUAGCGAUUCAUGACGAGGGAGGUAAUGAGAUAAAUCAACUAGGUAAAGAAGUACUUCGUUCUGAUGAAAAUUUUCUUAAUAAAAAGAUUCUGCAACGUUAUUUAAAAAAAAUUCAUGAAGAAAAUUUUCUAAGGUUGAAAAAAAGACGCAAGAACCAACUUGUGGGUAGAAAAAAUAAUGAAUUAAUAGCGAAAAUUAAUAAACUACUUCAACUUGAUAGUUCGAAAAAUGCUAAUUGUUACAAAAAUAAUAACGACUUUAACAAUAAUAUAAACUUAACGGAAAAUGUUACAUCGAGUUAUAAUUGUAACAAUGAAUCAAAUCAGUUGCAGCAAAAUGAAAAAUUAUGUAUGGAAAAUAGAAAACCAUUUAACAAAGCUUGCGCGGUAGAUGCUUGUAUGUCGGAUAUUACGAUAAAUAAGGUUCCCACAGCUAAAGAGUUUUUAUUUGAAGGUUCAAAAAACAAAGAGAUCGACGUGGAAAAAAAUAACAGCAGUAAAUUAAACCAUUUAACUGAUGGGAAAAUAUUUUCAAAUAGUUUCGGUCAUGGGGAAAGUGGCAAUCUCAUUCAAUACGUUCCCCUUCACAAAUGGAAGAACAUCGGUAGUUGUAAGAAGCGCAGUAAUGUUCGUGUCUUCUCUACGAAAAGUUAUAAAAAUAAAAAAAUUGUUUCAAACACUGAUGAUUCACGCGAAAUGUUAAAAACUGAGCAAAUAAAAAGCGGAAGACACAACCGCAAUAAUAGUUCUUUAACGUCUAUAUCAGCGGCAAGCCUUUCUAUCGAGACCGCUGCGUUAACUGGCGAUUCGAGUUCGUUAAAAGAAAGUGAGUUGCUACAAAAGGAAGCUAUCGAGAAUUUGCUCAUCGAGAAUGUUGGUCGAGUUUUAAAAUUUCUGUCUGUAAUUCAUUGUAUAGCGUAA
Messenger RNA from Helobdella robusta, 2427 nucleotides. RefSeq lists its product as hypothetical. The coding region runs from base 1 to 2427 and encodes 808 amino acids. The transcript has a single exon. NCBI's taxonomy places the organism in Eukaryota, Metazoa, Annelida, Clitellata, Rhynchobdellida, Glossiphoniidae. The record is from RefSeq and is a predicted model, not a curated record.